Messenger RNA from Cyphomyrmex costatus, 2952 nucleotides. It is a transcript of the gene FBXO11, whose product is annotated as F-box protein 11. Gene Ontology annotation, molecular function: protein binding; zinc ion binding. The transcript is spliced from 8 exons. Bases 1 to 2814 code for a protein of 937 amino acids. The record is from RefSeq and is a predicted model, not a curated record. Gene Ontology annotation, biological process: ubiquitin-dependent protein catabolic process; regulation of apoptotic process. Lineage: Eukaryota; Metazoa; Arthropoda; Insecta; Hymenoptera; Formicidae.
AUGCCGAGCGCGUCGUUUUCGUCGUCGCGCAGCUACGUGCGGAGGUCGCGUCGGAAAAACGGAAACAGGAUCCCCUUGCCGAGAACGGCCGAGCCAUGCGAUCUACCAUGUCCAACGGCCAAUCAGAUCAUUCCAGUAGUAGUUGGCGGUGGAGGCGGAGGAAGUGGUGCACGAGGCUCGUCCCCUAGUGUAUCCGGAGUUGCUGCUCCGUCACCGUUACCUCAAUCGCACUCAUCGCCAUAUGAUCUGAGACGUAAAAGUCCACCGCAUCCUGAUCCAGCGCCUGGCACGAGUUCCGCCCUUCCGCCAUCGGGUGGCAUUGCUGCUACUUUCGGUUCAUCGUCCUUACCGGCGAGGAAGCGACCAAGACGAACAUGUUCGUUGUCGACAGAUGGUAUAAAUACAAACACGGCAGCACAUUAUCUCCAGUAUGAAUUGCCUGAUGAAGUACUACUCACAAUAUUUAAUUAUCUAAUGGAGCAAGAUCUAUGUCGUGUAUCGCAAGUCUGCAAGCGAUUCCAAGUAAUUGCGAACGAUACGGAAUUAUGGAAAUCUCUAUACCAACAGGUCUACGAGUACGACUUGCCGUUGUUUAAUCCAGGGCCAUGUAAAUUCGAAUUCGUCUCACCGGACGAAACUGAGUAUCAGAAUCCCUGGAAGGAAAGUUUUAGGCAGCUAUACAGGGGUGUGCACGUGCGGCCUGGUUUUCAAGACUUAAAGUUUAAGGGCCGUAAUCUGCCGUAUUUUAACACAGUUCAGGGUGCGUUGGACUACGUCGACGAGUACAGGAGUAACAGCGCCUCGGCAAACAGCGGUACUACAACUGGCGGCCAAGGUUGUUGCAAUAGCACUUCACAAACAAGCGGAGAGGAUACAUCGACGCAGCAUUUAGUCUUUUUACACGCUGGCACAUAUAGAGGCGAAUUUCUUGUGAUUGACAGCGAUGUAGCAUUGAUUGGUGCAGCGCCAGGAAAUGUUGCGGAAUCCGUUAUUCUGGAGCGAGAAAGCGAAUCAACGGUUAUGUUUGUGGAAGGUGCAAAACGCGCUUACGCCGGGCAUCUCACAUUGAAAUUCACACCCGACGUCACGAGUACAGUGCCCCAUCAUAAACACUAUUGUUUAGAAGUAGGCGAAAAUUGCAGUCCUACUGUUGAUCAUUGCAUCAUCAGAAGCUCGAGUGUUGUUGGCGCAGCGGUUUGCGUAUCGGGUGUAGGUGCCAAUCCAUUAGUAAAGAACUGCGACAUAUCAGACUGUGAGAAUGUUGGAUUGUACGUGACUGACUACGCCCAGGGUACAUAUGAGGAUAAUGAGAUCUCACGGAAUGCCCUUGCUGGCAUCUGGGUGAAGAAUUACGCGAAUCCCAUCAUGCGACGGAAUCACAUUCAUCACGGCCGCGAUGUUGGAAUAUUUACGUUCGAUAAUGGGCUUGGAUACUUUGAAGCCAACGACAUUCAUAACAAUCGGAUAGCAGGUUUUGAAGUAAAAGCUGGUGCUAAUCCUACUGUUGUUCAUUGCGAGAUCCAUCAUGGCCAGACUGGGGGCAUCUAUGUACAUGAGAACGGUCUUGGACAAUUCAUCGAUAAUAAGAUUCAUUCAAACAAUUUUGCUGGAGUAUGGAUCACGUCGAACUCUAAUCCAACUAUACGUCGAAAUGAAAUAUACAAUGGCCACCAAGGUGGAGUGUAUAUUUUCGGCGAGGGCAGAGGUUUGAUCGAACACAAUAACAUCUACGGCAACGCACUAGCUGGUAUACAAAUUAGAACAAACUCGGAUCCGAUCGUCCGGCAUAACAAGAUACACCACGGCCAGCACGGCGGCAUUUAUGUGCACGAAAAAGGCCAAGGCUUAAUAGAGGAAAACGAAGUAUAUGCCAAUACCCUGGCAGGCGUAUGGAUCACAACGGGUUCGACGCCGGUUUUAAGGCGAAAUCGAAUUCACAGUGGCAAACAGGUCGGCGUAUAUUUUUACGACAAUGGCCACGGGAAAUUGGAAGACAAUGAUAUUUUCAAUCAUUUAUAUUCAGGAGUACAAAUAAGGACUGGCAGUAAUCCGGUCAUACGUGGUAAUAAGAUAUGGGGAGGACAAAACGGUGGAGUUUUAGUGUAUAAUAGUGGCUUAGGCUUACUCGAACAAAAUGAGAUUUUUGACAAUGCAAUGGCUGGCGUCUGGAUUAAAACAGACAGCAAUCCGACUCUUAAAAGAAAUAAGAUAUUCGAUGGACGUGACGGCGGAAUUUGUAUAUUUAAUGGAGGCAAAGGUAUUUUGGAGGAGAAUGACAUAUUUCGCAAUGCGCAAGCGGGUGUGCUUAUAUCGACACAAUCGCAGCCGAUCCUGAGGAGGAACCGAAUUUUCGACGGCUUAGCAGCCGGUGUUGAAAUAACUAACAACGCCACUGCUACCCUGGAAUUCAAUCAAAUAUUCAAUAAUCGAUUUGGCGGUCUGUGUCUGGCGAGCGGGGUGCAACCGACGACUAGAGGCAAUAAAAUAUUUAAUAACCAAGACGCGGUAGAGAAAGCAGUUGGGAACGGCCAAUGUUUAUACAAAAUUUCUUCAUACACCUCCUUCCCCAUGCACGACUUCUAUCGUUGUCAAACGUGUAACACGACGGAUCGAAAUGCGAUAUGCGUCAACUGUAUAAAAACUUGUCACGCCGGUCACGAUGUGGAAUUCAUCAGACAUGAUCGAUUCUUUUGCGAUUGCGGCGCCGGAACAUUGAGCAAUCAGUGUCAGCUGCAGGGUGAACCUACGCAAGAUACAGAUACGUUGUACGAUAGUGCGGCGCCCAUGGAAUCACAUACACUUAUGGUCAACUAGGAACUAACCUAAAAUAAUUUAAACAAUCAAACAAUGUUUAGAGUCGUAAGUCCAGUAAUAUUGCGAGCACGCGCAGUAAAAUUAAAAUUGCCGAGUUCUUUAUUAUAAUCUUCGGUUUAUAUCGUUAUUAUAUCAUUG